CCAUUAAACUACUGCUAAGAGAAGCUGCGCUUAUUUACAACAAAACUGCUCGGAAAUAACCACGUGUGACAUGAGGAAUUAAUUUACUUUAUUAAACAACACUGGAUAAAGUUCUGACCGGACUGGGAGCUGUGGGAAUACAGACCAGACCCCGAAAUGUUUGGAGGAAAUAAGUUGACCAAGGAGGCAGCUUGAUUUAUUAUUUGUGUAUACAAUUGAAACACCUUUCGCAAAAUAUUGAAGACUUUCUAUUUUUUUAAAUGUAAAACAUCAGUUUUUGCGUCUCAUUCAAAGAACCUUUUUUAUAAACAGGCAGUCGGACGCUUUGUUGUUAUUUUUUAAUAAAAUAAAAAUACUAAUAAAGCUUAACACAGCUUAUAAACGCAGGUUUAAAUACAAACGUGGUUGUCCGGGGGUGUUUGGUUUGUAGGACACUAAAAUCCCAAAAUAACAGCAGUAAUAAAGCAGCGGUGAUUGUGCUGUGUGUUGGUUGAAGAACAGCGCCUCCCUGUGGUCUCUUCAGUACCGACAUGCUUCUCUGCUGCCCACUUGUUCUACUACUACUGACCAUUAGAUUUAGCAUCAACAUUGCAGAGCAUGCGCAGAGGGAGGCAAAUCAAUCCAUAACAGAUGUGUGUCAGCAGGUGAGUCCUCCAUGUGUGACAGAGGCUGAUCGCUACAGUUUGGAGGCGCUGUGCCACAUUCACCAAGAGAUGGACGAUGAUCAGGAUGGAGGGAUUGAGGUGGAGGAGAGUGUGGAGUUUAUUAUAGAGGACAUGCAGCAGCAGCAGCAGACUAAUAAACACAGUAAACUGCACAGAGAAGAUCAGCACAUCACUGUAGAGGAGCUCUGGAGAGGCUGGAAAUCAUCAGAAGUUCAUAACUGGACUCAGGAUGACGUGUUACGCUGGUUGCGGGAGUUUGUGGAGUUGCCACAGUACGAGAAAAAUUUCAAAGAGCUGCGUGUUAAUGGAAACACACUGCCCAGGAUUGCGUCCAAUGAGCCGUCAUUCAUGAGCAUCUUCCUAAAGAUUCAGGACCAGCAGCACAAACACAAGCUGAAGCUCAAAGCACUGGACGUAGUGCUGUUUGGACCACCAACACGGCCACCCCAUAACUGGAUGAAGGACCUGCUGCUGAUUGUGUCAGUGGUGAUGGGGUUGGGUGGCUGCUGGUUCGCUCAGGCCCAAAACAAAGCAUCAAAGGAACACGUCUCAAAAAUGAUAAAAGACCUGGAGAGCCUUCAGAGGGCUGAGCAGAGUCUACGAGACCUGCAGGAACAGUUAGAGCAGGCCCAAGAGGAGAAGCGAACAGUAGAUGUGGAGAAGCAGUUUUUGGAGAAAAAAAUGAGGGAUGAGAUCCAGGGAGCUCAGGAGGAGGCCAACCGGCUCCACAAACUUCGUCAGGGCGCCGUCAGUGAACUGAGUCGCCUCCACUAUGCUGAGGAAGAACUCGAACAGAUUCGGGGGGCGCUGAAGCAGGCGGAGAAGGACAUGCAGGCAAGCUGGUCGGUACCAGAGUCUCUACAGCUGUGGCUGCAGCUCACACAUGAGGUGGAGAUGCAGUACUACAACAUCAAAAAACAAAAUGCUGAACAACAACUGGCAAUCGCAAAGGACGAGGCAGAGAAGAUAAAAAAGAAGAGGAGUUCAGUUCUGGGUACGCUCCAUGUGGCACACAGUUCCUCUCUGGAUGAUGUGGAUCACAAGAUCCUACAGGCCAAAAAUGCCCUGGCAGAGGUGACGGCUUGCUUACAAGAACGCUUGCACAGGUGGCAGCAUACCGAAUUGUUGUGCGGUUUUCCCAUCAUGAACAACGCUGGACUGCCCAACCUUACAGCCACUUUGUAUCCAGACCCCAACUGGAUGCUACUUCCCAGAUCCACUAUGUCCUCCUACCAAAUGUCUGCAGGCAUAGAUGACAUGGAGGAUGGUCCUCUGCCUAUGAUACCACAAAUUCCUGUUACUGUUACUCCGAUAAAGCUUUCUCCUCGAGCGCUGGUCCGUUCCCGACGAUCUGGCCAUAUCGUCCAGCCAUCUAUGAUUCUAUCACCUGAUCCAGACUUACUGAUGCCGAUUCGACCACCAAUCUCUCGAUACGGAGAUGAGGAGGGAGAAGGCUUAGUUUUCUCCAGUUUUGUUAAAGGGGAGUGUCUGGAGACAGACUCAGAUUCUGAGCCUGUUGGAAUGAAGUACCCUGGCCCUGGUUUUGAAACUUCACCUCGUAAAAUGUAUCGUGAAAACUUAGACCUCUUAAAAAGUUCUUUUAAAGUUUCUCAGGAAGAUCUUAACAUCAAGUCCCGUGCCAGAAAGAUCUCCAGGGAGGAGGUCGGAGUAACUGGGGAUGCUCUGGCAAGUGCUGCAGUUCCAAAGAAAUCUGAAGGUUUUGGUGAUUCCAAGAAGAUGCUUAGAGGUUUAUCAACAGAAUCUGGUUAUUCCUCUUUGAGACUGUCCAGCAGAGAAAAGCUGGAUGUUACAGUGGACCCAUACCUUGGAAUGAGAUUCAGGGAUGAUGCUGAGAUGAGUGUGGGAAGUCAGAGACGAAAGAUGUUUAGGGACAGAAGAGAUCUGUCAGGAGAGAGCCUAUCAAGAAUGAUGCCAAUUGAUGAAUGUGAGGUGAAUGAUCAAAGUGGAAAUACAGAGCAAGAAACAGUCCCAGCCCCAGAAGCUAAUGUGGAGACCGAUGCUGGUCUAAGUAUGGUGCAAAAAAAGGACACUGACCUUGCCAUGGAAACCCACAAAGGAAGUCCAUUAAAGGACAUGAUCAUGGAUUCUGCGUCUGCAAGGCUCUUGAGAGAUGACAUUAAUAUCUCAAUGGAUGUACAAACAGCAAAGAUAUUCAGAGACAAACAAGAGUCCCUUAAAGAACGUCCUUCUGGAAUGAUGCUUCGAGAUGGACUUGGUAUGUCCAUAGAAAGAGGAAAGAUGUUCAGAGGUGUUUCCAUUGAAAACACUUCUAGAAUGAAGACUCGUGAUGACCUGGAUAUAUCCAUGGAAAUGUGCUUAAAAGAUAAAAAGGAUGAAGCCAUAUCCAGAAAGAUCUCCAAAGAUGAGCGCGACAUUGUCACAGAGAGACGAAGACUCUUUCGGGACUAUCGACAGGACAGUUCCUUGGACAACUCUGCUGAUAAAAAAGAAGUCUUGGACAUGUCUGUUGAGACUGUCCGGCAAAAGAUAUCCAAAGAUGAGUUUGCGGUUCCAGACCAGGCCCGCUUUAGCCAGCCAGAUCUUACCAUAAGCUCCCUGGUGUUGUGGACUCCCAACCCAGAUCCCCUUAGCCAUCUUGUGUAUGAUGGCAUUUUAGAAAAGUCUUACCAGAGCCCACUAAACAUGACUGGUCCUGCAGAUAUCAGUCAUCCUGCAACCCUGCCCUCAAUGACCACUUCCACCCAAAGUCUCAUGAGUGGUAAGGCUGGCAGCAGUUCUUCUCUGUCUAGUAAUCUCUCACUACCAGAAUCUGUUAGUAAAGAAAAAAGCAAAAAGACGUCUAAGCUGAAGAAUUUGUUCAAGAAGAGAAAGGAUAAGGAUAAAGACAAAGACUCAUCAAAAGAUCAUCCACAAGGGGGCUUACAGAAGCUGUGACUCCAAGUAAUUAAAAAAGAACUUCAGACGUUUACUUAAAUUACAACAAUGUGGUUUUUGCAAUGGAUGUCAGUCCCUAAUUACUAACUAAUCUGGUAGGUAAUAGGUAACAUGCAUCCCCCAUGAUUUGAAGCCAGCCAUAUUGCCUAAACUUCACAUACUUUAAUGUAGAUAUUGGGUUGAUUUUUGAGGGUAAAAUAAUGAAUGAAGUGGUGGUAAGAAAAUAAGCUACUGAGAGGCUUAAUGUACUUAGUAUUUAUUCCCUUUAAUAAGUGUUCUUACAUCUUGGAAAGGCAGCUUGUCGAUUCACUAUUGUCUUAUUCAGUUUGGCAUCAUUGCACUUUUCUUUGCAGCAGAUCUUAUUUAAACUACAACUGUAGUAUCUUAAUAUUUUAGCUGUUUAAGCCAGGAGUCCAUCAUGUUUAUUCAUAAAGAUGAGUGAGUGUCUACCCCAGAUAUUUUAUAUCAGUGAUAUGAUGUCACAUUUUGAAGUUUUAUAUAUAGUCAUAUCUUAGGCUAUGACAUCAACAUAAUUUAAUGUAAUGCUAAAUAAAUGCACCUGGCAUCAGUUUGUUGAACAAUAUAACAUGUUGUUAACAAUAAACCAUACUUUUCGCAGUGUUUUUAGAUUAAAAAAACAGAACUACAGCUACGUUUAUGUUUAGUUUGUGCGUAUGAUUUAAUUUAAAAUUGUAAUA
Messenger RNA from Trichomycterus rosablanca, 4279 nucleotides. It is a transcript of the gene stim2a, whose product is annotated as tromal interaction molecule 2a. Gene Ontology annotation, biological process: store-operated calcium entry; intracellular calcium ion homeostasis; activation of store-operated calcium channel activity. Gene Ontology annotation, cellular component: endoplasmic reticulum; plasma membrane. The record is from RefSeq and is a predicted model, not a curated record. Gene Ontology annotation, molecular function: calcium ion binding; calcium channel regulator activity; protein binding. Lineage: Eukaryota; Metazoa; Chordata; Actinopteri; Siluriformes; Trichomycteridae. The transcript has 12 exons. The coding region runs from base 531 to 3581 and encodes 1016 amino acids.